AUGCAAUGUAUGGCAUAUCCUGGUGUCAUCAACCCUGUUGCGGAUGCACUCUCACGCAUGCUCCUCCUGGGUAACCCUUACCCAGAAGCCGUUGAUUUACAGGACAUAGCCACAGUGCUAACCGGCGACAUUGAUAUUGAGCGACUGCGCAAGGAAUCCACGCUUCUUUUCGAACAUCCACCACUUCCGUCCUCAGAACACAAAGUCUAUUAA
Echinostoma caproni is the source of this 213-nucleotide messenger RNA. NCBI's taxonomy places the organism in Eukaryota, Metazoa, Platyhelminthes, Trematoda, Plagiorchiida, Echinostomatidae. The record is from the annotation of a GenBank genome assembly.